AUGGUGUCUAACUCUACCUACAGUGACGGCUGCCCCGCUGUAAUGGUAUCUAACUCUACCUACAGUGACGGCUACCCCGUUGUAAUGGUGUCUAACUCUACCUACAGUGACGGCUGCCCCGCUGUAAUGGUGUCUAACUCUACCUACAGUGACGGCUGCCCCGCUGUAAUGGUGUCUAACUCUACCUACAGUGACGGCUGCCCCGCUGUAAUGGUGUCUAACUCUACCUACAGUGACGGCUGCCCCGUUGUAAUGGUGUCUAACUCUACCUACAGUGACGGCUGCCCCGCUGUAAUGGUGUCUAACUCUACCUACAGUGACGGCUGCCCCGUUGUAAUGGUGUCUAACUCUACCUACAGUGACGGCUGCCCCGCUGUAAUGGUGUCUAACUCUACCUACAGUGAAGGCUGCCCCGUUGUAAUGGUGUCUAACUCUACCUACAGUGACGGCUGCCCCGUUGUAAUGGUGUCUAACUCUACCUACAGUGACGGCUGCCCCGUUGUAAUGGUGUCUAACUCUACCUACAGUGACGGCUGCCCCGCUGUAAUGGUGUCUAACUCUACCUACAGUGACGGCUGCCCCGCUGUAAUGGUGUCUAACUCUACCUACAGUGAAGGCUGCCCCGUUGUAAUGGUGUCUAACUCUACCUACAGUGACGGCUGCCCGUUGUAA
Procambarus clarkii (red swamp crayfish) is the source of this 672-nucleotide messenger RNA. The record is from RefSeq and is a predicted model, not a curated record. Lineage: Eukaryota; Metazoa; Arthropoda; Malacostraca; Decapoda; Cambaridae.